Penicillium macrosclerotiorum is the source of this 2823-nucleotide messenger RNA. RefSeq names its product small subunit rRNA maturation protein UTP4 (gene ura7). Gene Ontology annotation, cellular component: 90S preribosome; t-UTP complex; small-subunit processome. Gene Ontology annotation, biological process: maturation of SSU-rRNA from tricistronic rRNA transcript (SSU-rRNA, 5.8S rRNA, LSU-rRNA). The transcript is spliced from 3 exons. The record is from RefSeq and is a predicted model, not a curated record. Bases 1 to 2823 code for a protein of 940 amino acids. Gene Ontology annotation, molecular function: protein binding; RNA binding. Lineage: Eukaryota; Fungi; Ascomycota; Eurotiomycetes; Eurotiales; Aspergillaceae.
AUGGAUAUCCACCGCUGUCGUUUCGUUUCCUACAACCCCCAAGCGAUUAAUUCGCUUGCUUUUUCGCAUCCUCCGUCCGCAGACUCGGCUGGACGAGGUGUCCCGACCCUUCGAUUGGCGAUCGGCCGUGCGAACGGCGAUAUUGAAAUAUGGAACCCAAUGCGCGGCGCCUGGUUCCAGGAGACCGUGCUCCGUGGAGGAAAGGACCGGAGUAUUGAAGGACUCGCCUGGACUCAGGAUCCUUCCGAGGAUGGCCCCCAGGGAGUGAAGUUGCCAGGCAAGCUGCGCCUGUUCAGCAUCGGCUAUUCUUCCGCCGUCACCGAAUGGGACCUUGAGCAGGGUCGCCCGGUUCGUCACUCCAGCGGAAACUAUGGAGAGAUUUGGUGUCUCGCUGCCCAGCCGCGGUGGCAGCCGACGAAGAGCAAGGAUGGGAAAUUGCUGCCUCCCGCCGAAGGGGAGUUUAUAGGACAGCACCUGGCUGCUGGCUGUGCAGACGGCACGAUUGUGAUUCUUUCUACUGCCGACAAUGACUUGAAAUUUCUCCGCUUAAUGCGCCCUUCGACCAAACGGGCCCGUGUGCUCAGCGUAACCUUCCAGAACCGCAAUACCAUCGUCGCUGGCUAUGCCGACAGCUCUAUUCGCCUCUUUGACAUUCGGAAUGGCCAACAAUUGCGGACAAUUUCGCUUGGAAAGGGACCGACCGGCGGCCCGAAAGAAAUUCUCGUUUGGUCUGUGAAGUGUUUGCCCGAUGGGACCAUUGUCUCUGGAGACUCUGCGGGUGAAAUUCGGUUCUGGGACGCCAAGAACUAUUCCCUCGUCCAACGGGUACAGGCUCACCUAGCCGAUGUGCUGGAUGUGGCUGUCAGCGCAAACGGUGACACCGUCAUCAGUGGAGGAGCUGACCAGAGAACUGUGGUCUACCGUAAAAAAGAGACUGAGAAGGGUGAUAAGAAGGCUCGCUGGGCAGAGGUGAUGCAUCGACGAUACCACUCUCACGAUGUGAAGACGUUCGCUGUCUACGAGACGAAGGAAGUCAGCAUUGCUGUUUCUGGAGGCCCUGAUGCGACACCAAUCGUUUUGCCACUGCGUGAAUUUGGAAAAGAACACCACCGCAAGCUGUCUAGUCUCCCUCAAACCCCUCAGCUGACCUCGUCGCCUUCAUCGCGCUUGGUUAUGAGUUUCUGGGAUAGGGAAGUUAGCCUAUGGCGUGUAUCUCGAGGCCCGGUUUCCACGAACGAGAAUAUUGAUGGCCAGAGGCAUAGACUCGUUGCAAAGGUCAUGAUCCAGGGUGAGGAAAAUAUCACAUCUGCUAUGCUGUCGGCGGACGGGAAGAUUCUUGUCGUGGCUACCACCUCCGAGAUUAAAUUAUUUACAAUUCGUCGCCGCAAGGGUGAUGAGAAAGCGGCUUUCCGAGUCCAAAAAGUUGAUGUCCCCAAAUCUUUUUCGACCGAGGGUGCACGCGUUGUCGCCAUCUCUCCCGAUAGCCACUGGCUCUCUAUCAUUAAACCCAAUAGCGAAGUGUACGUUGCUAGAAUCCAGCCAGCAUCUUCAACCACAGAGAAGCCUCAAAUUCUACCCCAACUUGCACACUUGAAGCGUGUGUCACGACACACUCGACACGAAAAGGCUUCACAUGGUACUCUGGGUGAUUAUGAAAGGACAAUCCGAUCCGUUGCCUUUUCCGACGACAGCAAGAUUUUGGCUGUUGGUGACCUGUCUGGCUGCGUGGAUACCUGGGUCCUUAGCAACGCAACGACCCCUGCUACAAAUGGCUAUCAUAAGACAAAUGGAGCAUCUCAGUCGGACGAUGACUCUUCGGACGACGAGGAGGACAAUGUUGUGAUUGAGGGUGAGCAUUGGCAGGUGGCGGCUUCGGAGUCUCCCAUUCCUCGCAUGAAAUCUGGAAUCACACUGUUGUCAUUCCGUCCCGAGAACACUUCCACAAAGGCUCUUACCAAUGGUCACAAGGCAUCGACCGGCGAGGACCGUUUGAUGGUUCUCACAAGCGAGCACCAACUCAUCGAAUUUGAGGCACGCAGUGGAAAGCUCUCAGACUGGUCACGACGAAACCCCAAGGCCUACCUCCCUGGAGAAUUCCGGGGUGUGAAAGACCGUGCUAUGGGCUGCAUGUGGGAUCUUUUCGAGGAUCGCGAACGUCUUUGGCUUUAUGGAACCUCUUGGUUGUGGAUGUUCGACUUAGUCCAAGACUUCCCGUCUCCGGAGGAGUUUGCAGCCGAGGAAACCAAGGCCGCAAACCAGCUUGUCAAAGCCUCAAAGCGCAAGCGCGAUCCCUUUGAAGAAGAUGACGGCGAGCGCAAGAAGUCCAACACCGGCGCUGGUGAUCGGGUCCCUCGGUUCCAGAUGGAUGUCCAUCUGGGUAGCAAGGUCCGGAAGAUUGUCGGCAGUGACGAGUCGCAGGGCGAAUGGAUCUCACUCGACCAAGAACGCCCGCGUGAUCCCGAAGAUGAUGAAGCCUACGAGUAUGACGAGGACUUUGCAACCAGCAACGAAGCCACCUUAGCUCGUCUCCGCCGCGAGAAUGGAGCCGCAGUUGAGAAUGGGUCCCCCCAGAAGAAGCUCCACGCCAAUUGGCUUUCAGAUACCCCGAAAAAGCAGCCACUGGCGAUCAACGGUGCCUCUCAACCUGUGCGUCGGUGGUGGCACACGUACAAAUACCGUGACAUCCUCGGUAUUGUUCCUCUCAACGCGGUCUCAGGCGAUCCUAACGAGGAGAGCCCGGUCGGCAACCUGGAAGUGGCCGUGGUGGAGCGACCGAUGUGGGAUGUCGAGUUGCCUGGUCGUUACAUCAAGGACUAUGAGUGA